AUGCUUUUACAGGUAACAUUGUCAUUUAAGGAUGUGGUUGUGGACUUCACAUCAGAGGAGUGGCAGCUACUGGAUGCUGUUCAGAAGAACCUAUACUGGGAUGUAAUGUUGGAAAAUUAUAGCAACCUCGUGUCUGUGGCGUCUUCACUCUUUAUCACCAACACUGCUCACGUUGCCUUCCUCCUACUCAACGUCUCACCAAUGAACAGAAAUUAUAUAAGUAAAAAACCUGAAAAGUUAUUUUUCCACACUAUGCACAAAAACACUCAUUCUGGAAUUGCUAUGAAUAUGAUUGUGGAGAAGCUAAGUAACAAAGGAGAGAAACUCUAUGGAUGCAGUGAAUGCAGAAAAUUUUUCUCACAGAAAUCACAGUUCAUGGUACACCAGAGAAUUCACACAGGAGAGAAAAUACAUGAAUGCGAUGAGUGUCUGAAAGCUUUUAUUCGGAAGACAGAGCUUUUACAUCAAAGAACUCACAUAGGAGAGAAGCCUUAUGAGUGCAGAGAAUGUCCAAAGGUUUUUAGUAGUAAGUCUCAGCUCACUCUACACCAGAGGUGUCACACAGGAGAGAAACCCUAUGAAUGCGUGAGUGAGUGUGGGAAAGCCUCCCCCCACAAAUCUACCCUGUUUUUGCAUCAGAGAACUCACACCAGAGAGAAACCCUAUGAAUGUAAUGAAUGUUGGAAAACCUUCAUUAGUAAGCCACAUCUCACUAAGUGUGAGAGAACUCAUACAGGUGAGAGACCCUAUGGAUGUAAGGAAUGUGGAAGAACUUUCUCUCAACUCCUUGAAGACCAAAGAACUCAUACUGGAGAAAAACCCUUUUCAUGUAAAGAAUGUCCGAAGGCUUUCAUCCAGAAGUCAGAGCUCACUUUACAUCAGAGAAUUCAUACUGGGGAGAAACCUUAUAAAUGCAGUCGAUGUCAGAAAGCUUUCGUGCGGCAAACCCACACAGGAGAAAAACCAUAUGAACGCAGUGAUUGUCAGAAAGCCUUUAGCCAUAAGUCCCCACUCAUUAUGCACCAUACAGGAGAAAAGCCCUAUGUAUGUAGUGAAUGUGGGAAAGCUUUCACCUGGAAACCUGGCCUAAUCGAAGAACACAUACAGGAGAGAGACCCUACAAUGCAGUGA
Messenger RNA from Leptonychotes weddellii (Weddell seal), 1131 nucleotides. The record is from RefSeq and is a predicted model, not a curated record. NCBI's taxonomy places the organism in Eukaryota, Metazoa, Chordata, Mammalia, Carnivora, Phocidae.